GCUCGGGCUGGGCUCACACUGAGCUGUUGUGUCUCUCAGUCUCUGGCUGUCACUCAGCUCGCUGUUUCAACUCCAUCAGACGCACCAACGAGUACAGGACGCCUCUCAGACAACAUGAACCUUUUCUGCUUUUCACUGGAGGGGUCUAUGGACAGCCUGUAUGAGGCUGUGCAGAGCUCAAGUGACGUCCCACCACGCGCCAUCCCCAGCCGCUCCUCCAGCCGCUCGUGCAGCCGCUCGUGCAGCCCAGCGGUCCUGCUGGAUGACAACACGAAGUGGCGAGGCUCAGGAAGAUCUAUUUCUAUGGAGAUGCCUCAGACGCAGAACUAUAAUAAAAAGAAAAGAAGAACACAUGUAUCCAAAUCAGUAUCAGAUAAUGAAGCACUGGAUAACCCCAGCUGUAAUACUGCGGUUUGGCAGCCUGCCAAGAGACGAGAAGAUUUAGUCCACGUCACCAAGAAUCACAAUGAAGAGACGAGGAAGCCUAAACACAGAACAGAAACCAAAGAAGGGAAAGGAGCGCAUCAUUCUGGUACAAAGAAAAAGGAGAAACUACCCUCAAGCCAGCAUGGCGUGACAGAGUCUAAACCUGCAGUCAAAAGAAGCCAAAAGCCCGGCAAGAAACCAGGUGGAAAGAGUAGUGGGAAAGAGGGGUCAAAGAAAAGUCACAAUGCCACAGUGCCCUCCCCACCAUGUAGUAUGAGCCCACCCAUAGGAUCCCACUAUCUGGAUGUGCCAUACAGAUCAGACAUGAAACAAUACCUAGGCAGGUCCUCCACCCUUCCCGCUCAGGAGAACGCAACUCCGGGUCGAUGCAUAGAAAUGGCUACCCUCCCUGGUGGAGCGACACCUACCCACACCCACCACCACCAGCAGCGCUGGAGCAACCCAGGUGACAGGAGUCCUGCCUGGGGGACAGUUCAACACACCUGCCGCAGGCCACUAACAGAGUAUCGCGUGUAUUCACAUGAGUUCACCGCUCAACAUGGGAAGGAGUUGGAUGGAAGAAAGCAGCAAGGGACGGCCCAGGAUGGCAACUUGAAACAGGACUGUAAACCCCAAAUUCCUACAAAGGUGCCGCGAUCUAUCACAGAUGUGGAUCUUUCAGAACCAAAUCAUAAGACCUCCACUGAUACCCAGCGAGCAUGUGCAGCGUGUGCCCCAUGUGACACGGGGCAGUUGCUAAAGCUUAACAUGACUUGGGAGAAAAUUGUCUACAAUGAAAAGGAUGAUCUGGUGUAG
Messenger RNA from Larimichthys crocea (large yellow croaker), 1242 nucleotides. RefSeq lists its product as uncharacterized. The record is from RefSeq and is a predicted model, not a curated record. NCBI's taxonomy places the organism in Eukaryota, Metazoa, Chordata, Actinopteri, Sciaenidae. The transcript has 9 exons. Bases 115 to 1242 code for a protein of 375 amino acids.